CGAUCUUCCCACCGGGGCUUCCCAAAGUGCUAGGAUUACAGGCAUGAGCCACUGCACCUGGCCUGCCCUCUGUUUUUGCCCUUAUUCAUGCCACAGCCUCCCUCACCAGACUCUGAGCUUGUGGAGGGUAGGCUGUCAUCAAGUGCUGGCUGGACUUUGCUGGCGAUGCCCAGAUCGUGUUGUACCUCUCUGAAUUAGUUUCAUUCACCAGACCCAGUGCAGGAGAGGGAACUGCAGUGCAAACACCAACAGCCCUUGGACCUGAAGGUCCCUGUGUGAGGCAUUACCCAAACUCCUAGCAGGGACCAUGAACCCAGAGAUGGGCAAGCUAACCUGUGCCCCAGCAAACUGGGGUGGGGACGGGACCCACCACCGCCCCACAGCUCUGAGACGUGGUGAGCUCUGUCCUGUGUCUCCUGCGUGCCCUCCUCCCCCCACUCCCCAGCAGGCCACACCACCCGACCUUUGUUCAGGCUGGGUCCUGCUGGGAAGUCCUUCCACUUUUUCUUCCUGUUAAAAUCCUGCUCUUCCAGGAAGGUCUGUCCCACCCAGUGCUCUAGCGUCCCUGCCAGGACAAGGUUCUCAGUUCUCUCCCCUCCAGGGAGCUCAGCCCAUCUGUUCUGAGCUCCAGGUCUCAUCCCCUGACCCCACUACAGACAUCCAGGUUGAAGGCCCAGGGCUGGCCGGGUGUCUCUUCAGUGGAGGGUGGGAACCUGUCCCAGGUGGUGGCUGAGGCAGGCCCUAAGUCAUCAGCCAGGCCCUCUAGACAGACUCUCUCAGCGCCCCUUGAGUGAGGGCCUGGGGUUCUAGCCACACAAGGCUCUGCAGCCCAGGCAGGCUGGAGAAGCAUCCCGGGCGGCUAGGUCUGGUCGGGCUCUUUUAGGGAGAGGGAUGGCCACUCCCGGAGGUGAGCACCUUCAGAGCAGAGGUGCGGCGGCUGCACCCAAGCACAGGACAAGGGGCCGUGAUCCUGGGGUCUUGGCGUGCCCAGCCCCAGCAUGCCACCUGGAAAAGGUGGGAGUUCUGGAAGCUUCCUUCUGCCCUGGGACCAGAAGCCCCCUCCUGCUUCAAGGGAUCUCAUGGGGGCCACCAAGGCGAGAGCCGCCGCCACCGCCACCGCUGAGCGGAUUUGAGCAGAAGCUCCGUUUUCCUUCUGUUCUUGUCUCUCUCUCAAGGGCCAGGCCACAGGGCUUGGGAUCAGUGCCCCGCAGCCCCUCAGCCUUCAAAGGCCGCGACGCCAGGAGGAAGCUAAAAAUAUGCGGGGAGAAUUUCUCAUUACAGAAUAAAUUGGACCCAAUCCGCUGCCUGCCCUGCUGCCAGCAGCCUUCAGAAGCCCCAUCUCAGCUAGGCAAGGAUCAGGCGGCAGGGGUCACGGGGCGCUGGGGCCUGGGCAGGUCACAGGCUCCACUCUGGGUGGGAGCCCGACCGCUGUCCAUCGGCCCACCUGCGAAGCACGGAGCUGGGGUCCGGGGCCUGAACACAGACCCGUUCUCCAGUGUACAGACACCACCAGCGUCCAGAACUUCCCAAGACAAAGGAAAUGUCCCUGCCUCCACCAAUCGCUGUCCAGAGCAGGAGCCUCUGGCUCCCCACAGACGAACGUCGUGCCUCAAGCUGCGGACACAAGCCGGCGCUGCAAAGAACCCAACACAUCCCGCCUUUGAGGCCACAUCCCCAGCGCCCACCCGUCCCUAUUUCACAAGCAGAGAAGCCGCGCAGUGA
Molecule: messenger RNA, 1722 nt
Organism: Symphalangus syndactylus (siamang)
Lineage: Eukaryota; Metazoa; Chordata; Mammalia; Primates; Hylobatidae
Source: RefSeq, a predicted model, not a curated record